This is a messenger RNA of Neoarius graeffei (lesser salmon catfish), 1074 nucleotides long. Its product is annotated as 5-hydroxytryptamine receptor 4. The coding region runs from base 1 to 1074 and encodes 357 amino acids. Gene Ontology annotation, molecular function: G protein-coupled receptor activity. Gene Ontology annotation, cellular component: membrane. Lineage: Eukaryota; Metazoa; Chordata; Actinopteri; Siluriformes; Ariidae. The transcript has a single exon. Gene Ontology annotation, biological process: adenylate cyclase-activating adrenergic receptor signaling pathway. The record is from RefSeq and is a predicted model, not a curated record.
AUGGCAAACAGCUCAGAGUGGAUGGAUGGCAGUAAUGAGUCAUUUGUUGGUGAUUUGGAAACUUGCGCCAAAGCAAGGAGCCCAAGUCUCCGAAUAGUUCUGUACAGCUUCAUAAUAGUUGGAAUCUUCUGCACAGUGGUUGGAAACUUUCUAGUGGUGCUAGCUAUUGCUUAUUUUAAACAGCUCCGGUCUCACACAAACUCCUUUGUCAUGUCACUAGCAGUGGCUGACUUUCUGGUGGGCUUAGUGGUCAUGCCUUACAGCAUGGUACGAACCGUCGAAGGUUGCUGGAACUUUGGCAAAACAUUCUGUCAACUGCAUUCCAGCCUGGAUGUUAUGCUCUGCACAGCUUCCAUUUUCCACCUGAGUUGCAUUGCAUUUGACCGAUACUACGCCGUCUGUAACCCACUGGUCUAUUCCUUCAAGAUGUCCCGUAGUCGUGUGGCUCUGCUAAUUGUCAUAUGCUGGACUGUUCCCCUGCUCAUCUCCUUUGGUCCCAUCCUCCUGGGGCUGCACAAGCUUGGUGUGGAUGUACCCUUGCCUGAGAAUGUGUGUAUCCUUCUGGUAAACCGUGUCUAUGCCAUCAUUGCUUCACUAGUGGCAUUUUACCUUCCCAUGGCCACAAUGCUAGUUGCUUACUGGAAGAUUUACAAAGCUGCCAAGCGACAAGCCAUGCAGAUAAGUGCUUUGGAAACUCAGAUGGCAACUGCUGUGGGCAAGAGCUCAAGCAAGAAACAGAAGCACCGGAACUACUUGAGGAGGGAGAGGAAGGCAGCAAAAACACUUGGUAUCAUCAUGGGUGUCUUCCUCCUCUUCUGGUUGCCCUUCUUCACUGUGAACAUUGUGGAUCCUUUUAUUGAGUACAGAACAACAGGUGCGAUAUGGGAUGUGUUCCUCUGGUUAGGUUACGUGAACUCCUCCCUCAAUCCAUUCCUCUAUGGUUUCUUUAACAGAUCCUUCCGUAGGGCUUUCCUAAUGAUCUUAGGCUGCAGGAUAUGUCUGCCUGGAUCAGCCCCAAGCAUGGACCUCUCUCACUCCAAAAAGGAUACAAAUGAGCACUUAGAGAAGCAGUAG